AUGGCGGCCGCGCGCCGCAGAUUCAAACGCAGCGCGGGGGGCGGGGCCGGGGGGCGGCGGCUUCCCGGCGGGACCCACUGCGCCUGCGCCCCGCGAUUCAAGAUGGCGGACAGUGCGGAACUAAAGCAAAUGGUGAUGAGCCUCCGGGUUUCUGAGCUGCAAGUGCUGCUGGGAUACGCGGGAAGGAACAAGCACGGUCGCAAACACGAACUCCUUACGAAAGCACUUCAUUUGCUCAAGGCCGGCUGCAGCCCCGCCGUCCAGAUGAAAAUCAAGGAACUGUACAGGCGCCGGUUCCCUCAGAAGAUCAUGACUUCCGCAGACCUCUCCCUCCCCACGGUCCACUCAAGCUCCAUGCCGGCAGCUCUGUCACCCUCGACCAUUCCACAACUGGCUUACGACGGCCACCCGGCAACGUCCCCGUUGCUCCCCGUUUCUCUCCUGGGACCUAAACACGAACUAGAACUGCCCCACCUUACCUCAGCACUCCAUCCCGUCCAUCCAGACAUCAAGCUUCAAAAGCUACCCUUUUACGACUUGCUGGAUGAAUUGAUAAAGCCGACCAGUCUAGCGUCAGACAACAGCCAGCGGUUUCGAGAAACCUGCUUCGCAUUUGCCCUCACCCCUCAGCAAGUGCAACAGAUCAGCAGUUCUAUGGACAUUUCUGGAACCAAGUGUGACUUCACUGUGCAGGUCCAGCUGAGGUUUUGCUUAUCCGAAACCAGCUGCCCCCAGGAAGACCAUUUCCCACCAAAUCUGUGUGUGAAAGUGAAUGGGAAGCCAUGUAGCUUACCUGGUUAUCUCCCGCCAACCAAAAAUGGGGUGGAACCAAAGCGGCCCAGCAGACCAAUCAACAUCACCUCCCUUGUGCGGCUCUCCACGACGGUACCAAACACAAUCAUUGUCUCGUGGACUGCGGAAAUAGGAAGGAAUUAUUCUAUGGCAGUCUACCUUGUAAAACAGCUGUCCUCUUCAGUGCUGCUGCAGAGAUUACGAGCGAAAGGCAUAAGGAAUCCGGAUCAUUCUAGAGCACUAAUCAAAGAAAAAUUAACAGCUGAUCCUGACAGCGAAAUAGCGACGACCAGCCUGAGAGUUUCUCUUCUAUGUCCACUUGGUAAAAUGCGACUGGCGAUACCUUGCAGGUGCCUGACCUGUUCCCACCUGCAGUGCUUCGAUGCCACUUUGUAUAUUCAAAUGAACGAGAAGAAACCCACCUGGGUCUGCCCUGUGUGUGAUAAGAAGGCCCCCUACGAACACCUCAUCAUUGACGGGUUGUUCAUGGAAAUCUUGAAGUACUGCACGGAUUGUGACGAGAUCCAGUUUAAGGAAGACGGUUCGUGGGCUCCUAUGAGAUCAAAAAAAGAGUCCCAAGAAGUGACUUCCACUUUUAAUGGAGUGGAAGGCUGUUUAGGUUCUUCCGUGGACCAUCAAGUGUCCUCGCAUCAGCAGUCGAGCAAAAAUAAGAAGGUGGAAGUGAUUGACUUAACCAUUGACAGCUCAUCAGACGAAGAGGAGGAGGAGCCAUCUGUCAAGAGGAGCUGUCCUUCUCUGUCCCCCGCAUCGCCCAUCAACAAUAAGAGCCUGUUGAGUCUCCCACAUCAGGCAUCUCCUGUUUCAAGAACUCCCAGCCUUCCAGCGGUGGACACCAGCUACAUCAACACCUCGCUCAUCCAAGAGUACAGGCACCCGUUCCAUAUGACGCCCAUGCCUUACGACCUUCAAGGAUUGGACUUCUUCCCUUUCUUGUCUGGAGACAAUCAGCAUUACGGCACUUCGCUUCUAGCCGCCGCAGCCGCAGCCGUCUCCGCCUCCGACGAUCAAGAACUCUUGCACUCCCGUUUCUUCCCCUAUGCUUCGUCCCAGAUGUUUCUGGACCAGCUCAAUGCUGGAGGGAGUGCCACGCUCCCGGCCACGAACGGCAGCAACAGCGGUAGCAACAGCAGCCUCGUGUCCUCCAACAGCCUCCGAGAGACCCACGGCCACCCAGUGGCCAACCGAAGUAGCACGGAUCCGACGUCUCUCUUUGGCGUCAUCCCGGACAUUAUUUCUUUGGACUGAGCUCUGUUGAGAGGGCUCUGGACUUGCCGGAGGAGAGAUUUGGGGCUUGGUUUUACCUUAUUUUUGUUUAGAAAUGCAGAUGAGCUUUUUUCCCCUUUUUGUAGGGGAAAGAAAUAUUAAGACAUGUACAGAGAACAAAACUAUAUUUUCAGUUGUACUUUUGUAUAUAAACAGAAGAUGGUUUGACUGGUAAAACAAACAAACAACCCCCCCCCCCCCGCCCCCAAACAAAACCUCCCAAACUAGAUUUUUUGGAUACCGAAGAUUUUACACCUCUCUGUUUGUCUGGAGUGCUGGUUUCCUUUUGAAAGUUUUGAUCUUUAACCACAUAACCCUUUUAUUUCUUUCACAGUGAUGCUAACGGAAAAAAGUGAAGUGGCUUUUGAAGUUUCAAAGCUCUGUGUGUGUGGGGGGGUCUUUCUAGUUCCGAUGCCAACAGAUGGCAACCGCAACAGGCAAAGGAACCGCUUCCCCCUCAGGCUGCAGUCUGCUGGGAAUGUGUUUUCUGCACCAGCCUCAUCAGAAAGAAUGAGCCUUGUGCCUGUUGAUUGGCUGUUCCCCCCUCUCCGCUGUAAUUUAAGUGCAAAUGGAAUUCUUCCGUUUAUAUAAAUUGUCCCCCACCCCCACCCCACCCUGGCACUCUUUGCUGGACGUUGUUUGUUCCCUAGUUCUGAAAGUCUGUUCAGAACCUUCCAGUGUUUGUGUUCAUUGGACUCCCAUCUUUUUUAGGUUUUUAUCUGGUUCUUUUCAUGGGUCAGAUCUCUUAACGAGACAAACUUUUCCUGGCCAGGUGGUUAAACUCAGUUGCUUCCUACCCUGGGAUUUUUAGAAAAUUACUUGGUCAAAUUCUUCUUGCUUCUUUUGUUUGAGUGAAAGUUCCUUUAAAAUCAGCGGGACUUCCUUUCGAGUAAGCAUGCAUAGAACUGGGCAUCACAAGUUGCCACUUUUAUUUUUAAAAAUUAUGAUUUGAAAAAUCCUGCCCAUUCUAGCUUCGGUUCUUGUGGAAUAUAGACAUGUUUUCAGAUGAUUGGCUCUUCCCCUCCUCUCUGCUGUAAAUUCUUUCCGCUGUGCCUGGCUUUGACGUCUGUGAAGGCAUCUUCCAUUUUCUUCCUUUAUUUUACCGUUGAGCUGUGAAGCUGUUAUUGGUUUCCCCUUCAAGUUUGUCAGAAGCUUUUCCCGCUUUGAAAUAUGCAUGAUUUAGAAAGGCAUCUAUUCAAAGUGGCUGAUUAUUUAAGCUGUCCCUUUCUCGCUAAAUAAUGAAUCCUACAAGUGAAGAGGAAAUUAUUUCUUUUGUUGUUAAGAGAAUUUUUCCAAUGAAAAUAAGAAAAAGGGGGAUGUAGAAGAGGAGUCCCAUGCGUUGCACGCUUGCUCUCCAGUGUGAAAUUUUAUUUUAGCUAGGUUUUAAAAUUCUGGGUUUAUAAACAUAUUGGAAAAGGAUUGGGCUGGAGAGAAACCAGGCAAGUUUUUUUGCUCACAAGUUUGGAUCAAAACAGUGUCAGAGUUCUUUGAACCAUAGCCAGAAAAGGUAGUAUGUCGUCGUCUUUUUUUUAAAAUAGCUGUCUUGCAUCAGAACUUUUCAUUGAUAACUUGCUUUUAUUUCCAAAGGUUCAGUUUUUCAACAGAUUGAGAGAUUGCACACCUGUUUCAGUGGGUUUUUUUUUUGUAAAUGUAUCCCUUUUGCCACUUAAAAGCUGAGUUGCAUUUUGAAAAUGUUUGUUCAUAUGUACAUGUGUGUGUAUAUAUGUAUUUAUAGAUUGGCGUGUGCGUGUAUGUCUGUGAUGCAUGUGUGUUCCAUUCAUGUCCAGCUGGUACUUUACCGCUGGCCAGUUUAUAAUUUAUUAAAUAUCAGUAAAAGUCUAAAUACAAGGGCAGAGAACAGGAAAGCCUUUCUGAGUUCAGUUUAGCUUGGUAUGGCGCCAAAACCUAUUUAUUUUUUAAGCCGAACACAGCUGUCACAAAAAAAUAAUACAGAACUUCAUUGGACACGCAACCCGCUUAUGAGACAAUUUGAAGGACCCGUGGAAGCACUGAAAGCAAAAAUGCGCAUGUGUCAGCAGCGUUGUUAAAUGAGAACUGGUAGAAUCAUCCUCAUCCUAUCCGAGGCUUGAUUCGUACCUGCCGUUUUUGCUCAGCUCAAGGCGUCCACUGGGGGCUUCUACUGAAAGCUGUGCAGUUUCUUGACAUGCUAAAUCUGCAGUAAGAUCCAGAUAUUGGAGUUGUUGUUUCCCUUGACAGAAUGAGUUGCACGGCGGGACGAUGCACUUUGGGCUGCGACCGAGUGCGUUUAAGAUCUGUUAAUUGUAUUGCAGAGUAAAUGUGUGUAUAAGUGCAUACUGGGCUGCAGCUGUUGAGAGUUGUGUUUUUUUGUUUUUACCAACUGUUCAGAUAACUUUUGCAACCUUUGGGCCUUAUCCAAACCAAGUGUGAGCUUUUGAAGCUAACUGAAUAGCUGAGAGUUCUGCGAGAUACGCGACAGCGAGUCUGCUAGUCCUCAAGCUUUUCCUCGCUAAUACCGUCACUACCUGCGGGUGCAUUCGUAAGCAUUAUCCAACAUCUAAAAAUGAAGAAGUCAGAUCCAUUGAAAUUGGACUCAGCAAUAUUGGUCAACCCAGAGAUGACAUUUCCCCCCAAGGACCCUUAAAAAGCUAAGACAUAACCAGAUAGUGUUCAUGUGUCUCUUCUUCAGUCCGAGCUAAUAAACACAGUUAAGGGACCUUUUGAAUUCAAGGUGUGCUCUUAUUUCUGAGGCUUCAUACAGGCACAGUACAUUUGUCCAGGGGGCCACAAGAGUAGCUAACACUGCUUGGCAAAAAAAUACUCAGCCCCUGAAAUCCUUCACAGCUCCUUUAUAAACACUUGGAGAAAAAUGUGGACAUUUGACAUAAACUCUCGAGUUUGUUUCUGUGUGGACACAGUUUGGGGUUUCCUCAUUCAGCCACUUUUUGGGAGUCCUUGAUUACUAAUGGGAGUGUGUGUGUGUGUGUGUGUAUGACUUGUAUGUGUGUCUGUAUUUUGUACAAUGGUUUGCAUAGGUGUGGUACGUAUACCCACAGAUGCGAGAUACUUGUAUAGCAGGGGUAGAAUGACUUUUGUUUUGUUUCUGUUUUUCCCCAAUCACUUCUGUGGGCAUUACUUAGAGACCUAGUUUUUAAAAAUAGCUAAAAGCAAAACCAAAAUUAAUACCUUGCUAAAACUCAAACCACAGUCUAGCAGUGUUUUCAAGAUGGCAUUCCUUCAUCCCAUGUCCCAAACCAUAGAUCCCCUUCACCCUUUGAAGAAUGUUAUUGCUGAUAGACCUUCCACUUAAUGAGUUUGCCUUUCUUUUCUUUUGGGGUGGAUACCUUUUUUCACCACAUUAAACAUUUCAAUGUUUUUUUUUCAUAAUGCUGUUUUUGAAGGGUUUGUUUCUUCUUGUUCUUCUUUUCCUUCCGACGAGAGCUUAAGAUUUCUACUGAGAGGCCCCGCUGUGUGCUGCUGUUAAUUGUUCUAAUUAACAAAAGGGAAAACAAUGUGUAUAUAAACAGAAAACUUAAAAAAAAAAAAGUUAUUCCAUACACAUAAAUCUGUGAUUCAUUGCCUUAAAAUUUUUCUCUUUGUUUUCCAUACAGCAUGCCAAACAAGUUUUAAAAAGUGGCUUUUAAAAGACAUGUAUAGUAGAUCAAUGUCAGUUUGUAUAAAAGUACCAAGUGAAAAUAUUUAUUACAUGCAUUGGAAAAAAAAAUGGUUUACCCUAAUGAAUGUUACCUGUUUAUGUAAAACAUCUUUAGAUGUAAUAAAAAGCAUUAUUACAUUGUC
Heteronotia binoei (common prickly gecko) is the source of this 5853-nucleotide messenger RNA. It is a transcript of the gene PIAS1, whose product is annotated as protein inhibitor of activated STAT 1. The transcript has 14 exons. Gene Ontology annotation, molecular function: zinc ion binding; transcription coregulator activity; SUMO ligase activity. Gene Ontology annotation, biological process: protein sumoylation; regulation of transcription by RNA polymerase II. NCBI's taxonomy places the organism in Eukaryota, Metazoa, Chordata, Lepidosauria, Squamata, Gekkonidae. The coding region runs from base 1 to 2058 and encodes 685 amino acids. The record is from RefSeq and is a predicted model, not a curated record.